GAUCUGGUCCAGGGAAUCGGUGUCUUCCUUCCCCCAUGAAGCAAACUUCUCCAACCUUGAACCCUCUAGAUGCCAUGAAUUCCUAUAGUUCUCGCCAGCGCGGCAAGGACGUGUUGGAUGCGGUGCUGGCAGUUUUAAUUCAGUGCAUAUGGACAGCGCCAGUAUGCAGGUAUCAGAUCGUGAUGGUGGAGUGUCCACAGGGAAUGGAUUAGACGCUGCCACAGCAUCUGAUGCCCAGCAAGUUUCGCCCUCUCACCCUAAGCCUCCUUCCUUGGACCUCUUUAAUCUGGUGGUAUCCUAUAAGCAACUAGAGCUGUACCUGGAACCACUGCAGGAUGUUGCUGAAGGAGUGUGGUUCCUCCUCAGCUGGCAGAUGCCCUUCUGCUCUCUCCUUACUUGUUUGGGUGUCAACUUUCUGCUGCUUACUCUGAGUGAAGCUGCUUGGUAUGGGCUGUGUGCCCUGCUCAUCUCAGUGCCUGCCAUGCUCGGCUAUCUACAGGAAACAUGCCACAUCCGUCUUACUGAAGAGCAGCUGGCACGCCGUAGGUAUCACAGUGUGCGGAGAGAAGAUGUGAGAAAAGUUCAACUUUCUCGAAAUGAGGCUGUGGCUGAAGUUAAGGGCUUCCUGAUCCGAUUAGAAGUGCUCCUGAACAGGCUGUGUGGUGGCUGUGAGGCAGCUUACCGUGUCUUGUUCUGGGAGAACCCUACUGUCUCCUCCCAGUUUUAUGGGAUGCUGAUGGGUUCAGUUUGUGCCGUUUACCUGCUGCCCCUCUGCUGGAUCUUUGUUCUUCUUAAUAGUACCCUUUUCUUGGGCAAUGUGGCAUUUUAUCAAGUGAUGCUAGACCUAAAGUCAGCUGUAGAGCAGCGCUUAGGUUUCAAAUCCAUCCCUGUGGCUCCAGAGCCUGAAGAGCUGGAUCCUGGAGAAGUGGAAGCUACUGUCUUGCCAGAUUGGACACCUACCCUGACUGGGACUGAGGACCUAACUCCUGGCAGUGUGGAGGAAGCAGAGGAAGCAGAACCUGAUGAUGAAUUCAAGGAUGCAAUUGAGGAGGAAGACGACAUCUCUCAGGGCUCAGGAGAGUUUGAGCUUGGCCUUCCUGACAGUCCCUUUAUGAGCAGGAAUGAUGUGAUUCGUAGCAGGGUGUCACGGUUGACAGAACGACUGCGCAAACGUUAUCCAACCAACAACCUUGGAAACUGUGCAAGCUGUUCUGCCACUUUCUCUGUCUUGAAGAAGAGGGUGAGUCUUUUCUCCAGCCCACCAACUCCCUCCCUGGCCUGUUUCCAUUUUCUUCUUCCCCUGCUUCAUCCUCUUGUGGAUCUCAGACGGAGCUCUGCAGCCUGCUCACUCACUCACUCGUCUCCUUGCCUCUUUUCCUUCUCUAGCGAAGCUGCAGCAACUGUGGGAACAGUUUUUGCUCCAGGUGCUGUUCUUUCAAAAUUCCCAAGAGCUACAUGGGGGCUACAGCCCCAGAUGCCCAGCGAGAGACUGUCUUUGUAUGUGGGCAGUGUAACCAAGCACUCACCAAGUGAGGAGCCCAUAUGGAAUCCAAUCUUCAGAUGAAUCUGCUGGGGAUCUCACACUACACUAGCUGCUACUUGAAGGGAGACAAGCAACGGCACUGCAUCUUUUCUUCCUCCCUAUACUUGUAAAAAAAAAAAAGGAGGGCAAGCACAUCUAACCUGCUGACUGCUCUGUGUGCUCCUGCUCUCUUCCUUGAAAGCAACUGAGGAGGUCUCUGCAAUCCUGGCUGUGUGGAGGAUUCUUCAUGCACUAAACCAGGGGUCUCCAACCUUGGCAACUUUAAGACUUGUGGACUUUUAACUCCCAGAAUUCCUCAGCCAGCUUUGCUCGUUGAGGAAUUCUGGGAGUUGAAAUCCACAAGUUUUAAAGCUGCCAAGGUUGGAGACCCGUGCACUAAACUACUGUAGGCUUCCUUCCCUUCUCCCAAUUCUCCCAAGAGCAAAUAUUUCUAGUCUGCGGCACCAUUUUUUUUUCCUGGAGUUUGGCUGGCAGGAGGUUGGCUGUCCUCAUUUUUGAAAGGUCACCCUUGGCACUUGAACUCCUCAAACCUCUCAAAGUGUUUUGCUAUUGCUGAGGUGCCAUCCCUCUCUUUCUGUGUGUUUGUGUGUUCUGAAAUGAAGGCUGGGUCUUUGUUCAGAUGAUGGUUAUAGUUGGCUCUGAGAGCAGGCUUUGCAGGGCCAAGAGGAUCAACUGUAGUUGUGCAACCGACGAGGUAGCUGGAUCUACUUUUUCUGCCUAUUUCAGGUGAGGAUAAUGUUUCCCUCUCUUUUCUAUUUCCAUGCCACUGGCUUUAUUUUGUUGGUUUUUAUCUAAAGCCCCUUUUAUCAUGAUCAGACUAGGAUCUGGAAAAUGUGUGGUUUUCGGCCCUGCCUUGUUAGAAGGCAGAGGCUGUAGUUAACUAGGGGUUUUGCUAAUAGCAAAGCCUAGCUGAAAGUCAGGGAGCUUCCUUAAGAGAUAGAUCACUUCUACAGAAGUGAGACAUGGUUGGUCUAUUGCAGAGUAAUAUAUAUAUUCUACCAAUAAGCAAAAUCCUUGGGUGUGAAGACAACAUUUUUGGAAUUUGAGGUAAUUUUUAUUGCUGUGAUGACUAUAGGGUCCCUGCUAUGGAUAAAUAUUUCUGGAAGAGGAGCAUCAUUAGGUAGAUAGAACAAUGGAAUAUAGCAUGGUAGGGACUAAGAGAAUGAGAGCAGGACAAUACAUGAUAGGGUGGGUUUCUUCAAAACAGACAUAUUGUGUCUGUAACAUGCUGACGCUAGUGGGAUAUGAGAUGGAGGAAUAAUAUAAGUAAUACUAAAUGCCAAAAGGAAAUGUGUGUGUGUGUGUGGAGUUGACAGUAUCUCGGACAGACCCUUUGAGACUCAACCAUGGUGAACUAUUGGGUAGGCUUGAAUGGAAACAUAACUGAGAAUGUCUUUUGCUUUGGGGACAUUAGAAACAUAAAUACAAAGCCUGGCUGGAAAUAGAUUCAGAACACUAUGCUUUUGACUUUAAUAUAUGAACUCAAUCUCCCCAUUUUUCACUGUAGAGAGUUAUACAUGUCAUCAAAGUCAUUUGGUUUUCCAGUGCUAAAAAUAUAUUGCAGGACUAAAUGGAGUCUUACUUUAAGAUGUGAAAUGACUUUAUAAAAUCUUCACAGUAUGUCAGGCACCCACAACAUUUUUGAGUUGCUUGUAUCAUUUGAGAAUGUGUUGUGGAUGCUCACAAAAAUGAUUGCUGGGGCAGAGAAAGGAUUUUCUACUGACAGAAUGGCUCCAGACUACUGACAGAAUAGCUCUUUGCUCCAGACUGUUAGAAUACUACCACCACCAACUACCACCCCUGUUUCUCCAAGGACCCCUAGUUCACUUCUACUUCUACUAAGCUUUGUCCUUUUCUGGAUAGGUGGCUAUCUCCAGGUGGAUUUGAAAUACAGUAUCAUUCAUAUAUAUAUAUAUAUAUAUAUAUAUAUAUGAUUGGCAUUUUUCUUUAUGCUAGGUUUCCAAUUGUUGUAAUGCAUUAUUUUUUAAUAUGUAACGUGUGGUGGAACCAGGAGGCUGGUAGCUUCUAUGAGAGGAGUCUCUGCAAAGAUGGGAGGCCCCAGGAGAAACAUGGCUUAUAAAUUAGAUAAAAGAUAAAACUUGUUGUUUACUUCCUGCUGUUUUUUAAAAUGUCAAAAGCAAUGGAGACUUUGGUGUCUGUAAAACUCGUCAGCAGCCAUUCAGUUAUGUCCGAUCCAAGUCCAUUCUAUGUCUGCAAAACACAUUUUGUAUAAUACUCACCAACAUCUUCAAGUGGGUUUCUGAGUUGUUAAUUCAUAGAAGAGAUAAAUAGGUUUCUUCAUUCCACCUACCAAUAAGCAUUUAAAAACCAGUCAGCUGCUGUGGAAAGGAGGUCUGUGUAAGUAACAAUACAAUAGUAAUAAUAUAUUACUCCAGAUUUUGUACACCACUCAUACAAUGUUUCUAAUAAUUUCUCUUAUGACUGGUGAAGUAUGAUUUUUUUUUAACUUGACCAAGUGAGGAAUUCCUGCCCCCUCCCCCCAAACCGCACAUACACAAUUGCACUAGAGUAGAUCAAUUUACUCUAUCCUGAUAGUUGUUGCCAAAUCCUCUUGCUAAGAUAACGUAAAGCUUUUAUUACUGUAUGUAUUGCCACUUUAUUGGAAAUAUAAGACAACAGUUGCUGCUGCUGCAAGACUUGCAGAGAAACUAGUCAUGCCAGGUGCUGAAUGGGUCAGGGGUCGGGUCAGGACUGUUAUAAAGUGAGAGCCUGAGGUCUCAGCCAGCCCCAGGUCAUUUUAUGUGUGGCCUAAUAGCUUUUCUACAUUAAAAAAUUGUGUCAUUUUGUGUAUGGCUUUCAAGCUAAGAACUUAAAGGAUCAUUUGUUAAAUAAAUUAGCUUGACAAAGCUUGUAGUUCUUCUCCCUUGAAUUAGAAAAUAUUCAUUAUUUGUAGAGUUGAGGAAAAAAUAAACUGCAAAUGAUCCCCCCCCCGCCCCCUGGAAGUAUUUAAGCAAAGAUGGGUCUCACAUUGGCAGAUUUAGUAGAUAUAAAAUGAUGUAGGGCAGGGGUGUCAACAGGCAGGAUGCGUCAUGCACAGGCCAUGCCCACCCCAGCUCCACGAAUGGGAAAAACGUAAUGAAACAUCACGUGACGGCAAUGUGACGUGGUGAGUUUGACAUCCGUGAUAUAGAGGAACUAUAAAUCAAAAAAUAGAAUUUAUGGGUGUGCUCAAAUUUCACUGGCUGUUUCCUGGGAGUCAGCUUUAAACUUGUUCUUCAGGAUAAUGGUGGUGUGUGAAAAAAAACAUGUAGGAUCUUUUUUCUACAACUUAUCUUUGGAGAGGUAGAACCCUAACCUUUUAAAUGAGUUUGGGUUACAUUAGUUUGAGAGAAGAACGAAGAGGUUUUGUUUAUAAGAAUAGACAAAAGUUCUAUCAUAAAAGUAAUUUAAGAGGAUGUUUUGAAGAAGGAUGACACAAAGGUAGCCAUUGAUAGGGAAACUUGAACAAAUGGAAUCCCAGAGCUGGACAAUUCCCUCAUGUCAGCAAAACAUUUAUGCUUCCAACUUUCAAGACUAUCUCUGUGUGUGUUUGAGAUGAUUUUAUGAGGAAAAGACUUGCUCUAUGUAAGGGGCACACAAUGCAGUAGUUGUGAAGCUUAAGUGGAGAAGUGCGUUUUGUCAGUUUUUAACCAUCUAUUUUCAUUUUAUUCAAUUAGCAAAUAGAUAAUAUUCUUGCAAGGAAAAGUACAGAUAACAUUAGAAGUAAUUAAACCUGGAGAUUUAGGAACUAAAAGUUCUCAUUUAUCGAAAAUAUUGUAUCUUUGGUGGCAAUCCCACAGAUUUUGGCACUACAUAAUGUCUGGAAUACAGUGGAGGAUAGAAAAUGUUUCUUUUUCAAAUUCUAUAUAUAGUGCAAAUAAUCUACCUAUCAGCAUUUUUUCUUCUUCCCUCUGCCACCCAUUUUUGUUCUAAAACUUCAGAAAUGUCCAUUUUUUCACCUAUAAAAAUUCACCUUAGACCAGGGCUGUCAAACUCAUGGCCCACGGACUGGAUGCGUCACGUGCUAGCCACGCCCAUACCUGGUUUGGCAAAUGGGGGGAAGUUGUGAUAUGUCACGUGACGCCACUGUGAUAAUGCAAGUUUGACACUCCUCCCUUACACAAAUAUUUUAAAGAGUUAUGGCAACAAUGUUGGCAGAAGCAACCUUGAUAUCCACAGUGUAUGUGUCAUGUAAGACUGUUUGCUCUAGUGGUUAAGGCAUAAUGCUAGAAACCAGGAGAGUAAGAGUUCUAGUCCCACCUUAGGUAUGUGACUUUGAGCCAAUCACUCUGGCCCAACCUCAUAGGAUUGUUGUGGGAAAAUAGGACAAAGGAGUAUUACAUAUAUUUGCCACCUCGAGUUAUUUACAAAAUAAUAAAGGUGGGAUAAAAAUAACAUUAAAUAUGUAAUUUUGCAGUCUCAUAUUUUAGAGUUGCCAGGUUGAGAUACACUGUUAAAAGUAUCUGAAAAGGCUUUUAUCCUGUUUGGAAAAGAUAUUUCUUCCUGUCCACUCUUUUCCCCUGAAAGUUUUGGCUAGAAAUAAGUCCGUAUGAAAAAUAUAUCUGUGUGCAAGCAGGAUCAUUCCUUUCCAUUUGUUUUAGGCAGUUCUCCUAUCUCCCAGCUAUGCUAAUGCUAUAUAUGCCUUUGUGUGCUCAGCUUGAGGAUACAAGGAAAGCAACUUCCCCCUGUUUGCCAUCUGGCUGGUGUCCAUUCUCUUGGAGGUCUGGCAUUCUGCAUGGGGGACAGCCACCUGGAAGGCCUGAUUGGUUUGGUAUCCUUCCUUGAAGGCAAACACAGGAAUACUAUACUCUGACACAUUGCCAGCCUCCAGAAUAAUAUUAGAAUUAGUUUCAAAACAUAUCCAGCAACUUGGCCUUAACAUAUACGCACAUGUUUUAGGGUAGAGCUGCUAAUGGCAGGGAUGUAUGUAUGUAAGUGAAAUUAUGGGUAAAGAAUCCCUUUUGCUCAAAACUAUUGACUGCCUUUUAGCACCAUUUCAAAAAAUUGCUCAAUCUUUGCUUAAAAUUCUAUUUGUUUGAGUUGGAGAUAAGAAAGCCCAAAAUUUGGUCAGGCCCAGUGGAGUCCUAGGUUGAGCAACAUGUAUUUCUUCAAGCACAUGAGAAUACAGUUAUCUGCCAUACUUGGAACCUGAUUCCUGGACUGUUGUUAAAGAAAUAAUGUAAUCAAUCAUUUCAGAGAAGUUUAAAAGAAUGUAUAAAUGAAUGGUUCAUUAAACAUAGAUUUCCUGCUCUUAAUCUUUAUGUAUUUCAAGACUUUUUAUUAGAAUAAAAUUAAAAUGGAGGAAUUAAUUUCAAAAGUUCCAAGUUUAAUUAUAUGUUUCCAUUAAAAUACUGAACAAUUCCGAUGAAAAGAGGA
Messenger RNA from Pseudonaja textilis, 6919 nucleotides. Lineage: Eukaryota; Metazoa; Chordata; Lepidosauria; Squamata; Elapidae. The record is from RefSeq and is a predicted model, not a curated record.